Molecule: messenger RNA, 5325 nt
Organism: Phragmites australis (common reed)
Lineage: Eukaryota; Viridiplantae; Streptophyta; Magnoliopsida; Poales; Poaceae
Product: protein LONGIFOLIA 1-like
Exons: 16
Coding region: 392-5101 (1569 amino acids)
Biological process (GO): regulation of monopolar cell growth
Molecular function (GO): RNA binding
Source: RefSeq, a predicted model, not a curated record
CAAGCUAGCCAGAGCCCCCCCCCCCCUCUCUCUCUCUCUCUCUUUGGGCCUCUCCUUUCCUCCUCACGAGAGCCUGCAUGGCGCAGCAAUGAUAACAUUCCUCUGAACUCGCCCCAUCCCAAAGGAAAAGAAGAGAAAAGAGAGAGUUCAGCUCCAACGUCAGGAUCCUCUGAACGCGUGUACAGGGUGCAGGUAGAUAUGCUGCUGCUUCUUGCAGCCUUGCUGGUGCUCUGAUUGGUACUCCCUCUGCUUCGGAAGGUUCUCUAGCUCCGGUGUGGUGCUGCACUGUGGCCUGGCUGGCCUUCACUUGCACCUCAAGGUGACGUGGUGAUCUUCUUGGGUGUACUUCGUUUCGGCGUCUGAUCAGAUUGAGAACCUUGGAGCCUGAAAGAUGCCGGCGAGGAUGCACGGCGGCGACUUCUCCGACGACAUGCCGGAGUUCGACCGGCAAAUGGGGUGCAUGGCCGGCAUAUUUCAGAUCUUCGACCGCCAGCGGCUGAUCACUGGACGGCGCGGCGGCCGGCAAGCGCAGAAGAGGCUGCCUCCACCUCCAGGCAAUACUCUUCCAAAGAGCAGCAGCAAUGUUCCAGUUCAAAGUUCAAGCACCUCAAAGAUCAUACUGGAGAAAACAUUCAGCAAAUGUACGACCGAGAACAGUAGCCUUUCAAUAGAAUCAUCAAGAGCUUCUUCUUCCUCCUCAUCGUGUUCAUCCUUCUCAUCACUUGAUGGCAACAAAUCGGUCCAACACGAGCUUCCUUACAUCAAUGAGGAGCUCUUCGUGCAGAGUUCACUGAAGAGCUCGCCAAGUUUGAAGGGCACAGACAUGAACACUAAGCCUGGGCAUCCUAAUGUCGGUUUCAGGGACAUCGUGAAGGACUCUAUCAACCGGGACUCUGGAGGCUUAACUGUGAAAACCUCGGUGCAGGAGGCAAGGAGAAAUGGGCAGUACAAGGACUCACCGAGACCACUGCUGCUGUCCAAAUCAAUGGAUGGAACCUAUGUCAUUGGGAUUGACAGGAGCACAAAGGUUCCUGCACAUGUCACUGAAUCUGGCAGGCGUUUCCAGGAGCAAUCACGCUUCUCAUGUGAUGACCGAAGACUCCUGCGGUCAGCCGAAACCCAGGAAAGCAAGAGGCCUUCCACAAGGCUCAAGGAGCUUCCUAGAUUGUCUUUGGACAGCAGGAAAGAAUCUCUGAGUCCAAGCUCACGCCUGAAGAACUCUAGUUACAAGAGAACUGAUGAUACACUCCUAGAUGCUUUGAAGCCUCAAGAUUCCCCGAGCCACAGGAGAGCCAACAGUGUCAUUGCCAAGCUGAUGGGGUUGGAAGAAGCAACAAUUGCUACAGGGGUGCUAAUUGCGGGCGACUAUGACCCUUCAAAAUCCCCACGACCUGUGCAAGUCACUCAAAAUGAGCAGCCAUCACGUUCCCCAAGGAGCACUUGCCAGGAUUCCUGUGUGCUGCAGCUGAAGAAUGAGUCUUCAGUACUCAAAACCAAGCCUUCCCCAAGAAUCCUUACCGAAGCCGCUCCUUGGAGACAGCAGGAGAGAGGUGCCACCAACAUCAAGGCACCACAAUUUCGAGAAGCUGAAGUGAGACCAAGAACUGAGUCUGUCUAUGCUGCUAUAGAGAGGAGGCUCGGGGGUCUUGAAUUCUUAGAGUGUAACAAGGACUUCAGAGCUCUCAGAAUACUUGGUGCACUGCAUGCAAAGGAUGUUAAGCGGCAGAAUGACAGCAAUGCUAGACCAGUGGCUGUUCAGAGGACAGGAUAUCAUCGAACCACCAACUCUGGAAACUUCCAGCCUCCCAUUGUGGUCAUGAAGCCUGCAAGAAUAACAGGGGAAUCGGGGGUUUCAUUUUCUUCAGUUGCUCCCAUUGCAGGUCUCAGAAUCUUCAGAAAGUUGCCACCCAGAGAGUUACCUCUCACUGGCAAGAAUGAGACCGGUAGUAAUGAGAAGAACCAUUCUCGGAUAGCAAGAGCUCAAUCAAAGUCUGAAGAACCUGCCAGCAGUGCAAGCUCACCGAGGCCUACAGGCUCAUCAAGCCCCAGAUUGAUGCAAAAGAAGGCAGAGUCUGAAAGAAGGUCUCGUCCACCGGUCUCACCAAAAUCUCCAAGUAACAAGCCCAAUGAAGCUGCCUCCCCUAGAGGAAGAACAAGAUCAAAGCCUUCUCAAGUGAAGAGCCACCGUGACAACGAGGUCUUGCAGAGUAAAGGGAGCAGAAUCAGCUUGGCGAAGCAAGUUGAUGUCAGUAUUAUGGAUUGCCCAAAGGCUCUGGAUGUCAGCCCAUCUUUUGUUCGACCAAGCAACACAGCUGCAACAGCAAGUCACAAGGGUCCUUCCAUUCUGGGUUCAGAUCACAAUAUUCAUUCACUGGACAACAUCCCGAGCCCUGUCUCGGUUCUCGACACAUCCUUCUAUCAUAAAAGGAUCUCAGAUUCAUUCACAGAUUGCGAGACACAUUCUUCAGAUGAGUGCUGGAACCUAAACAGCCUGCCUGACACACCACAGUCGAAGACCAGCAGUGAAGUCAGCCAGAUUAAACCAGAAAACUUGGAAGCCCUCAUCCAGAAGCUUGAGCAGUUGCAAUCAAUGAAUGAUGAAGCUGCAAAAGCCAAAGAACUCAUGACAUCAAGCACUGCAAAUAAAGAUCACCAGUAUAUCUACGAGAUACUUGUAGUAUCUGGUCUUCUGCAUAAAGAGCUUACUUUUGCAGCAAUCCCUGGUCAGCUCCGACCAUCCAGUUAUCCAAUCAAUCCGGAGCUCUUCCUCAUUCUUGAACAAACAAAGCCAGACUUUGUUUCAACAAUUCAAGCUUUCAGUGUAACGAAGAAAAGUUCUAAGCCUUAUGCUGGAAAGCUUCACCGAAGACUUGUGUUUGAUCUGGUAAACGAAAUCAUAGCUCAGAAGAUGAACAUCUGCGGAUCUGCAACUCGAUCAGUAAAGUUUCUUCAGUCAAGGAAAUUAAGUGGGUGGCAACUAUUCAAGGACUUGUGCACUGAGGUUGACAGGCUCAUAAAAUGCUCUGAAGAGGAUGAGGAUGAAAACAUUGAAGGUGCACUCAAUGGAACAGAAGACUGGGGGAGCUUUGACACUGAGCUAAAUGACAUGGUUUUGGAUAUUGAAAGAUCCAUCUUCAAGGACCUUAUCGACGAGGUUGUAGGUGGCGAUGCUGCAGAGAAGAUGCAUUUUGGACAAUGGAAGCUACGGAGGCAGCUGUCUUUCAGUAGUGCUCUCGGCGCAUGCGUACCUGAUGCCGACACGCUGCUCGCCGAGCUGGCAUGGAAUGCACAGGCGCUCUCCGGUCUCCCGUGCGCGCGCGCGCGGCCUCGCAAGCAUUUCGCCGAGCACAUGUGGAAUAUGGUACUGCUUCGAAUCGAUCGGCCACGCCCCCCAAAACCCUUGGCCCCUUCCGCCCCCCGUCUCUCGCUCCGCUACCUCGAACUCCGCCGCCUCAGCAGCUCCACCUCGCCCGCCCGCCCGCCCGUCCGCUACUGUUCGCGUCGCCGACUCGCCUCGCUAGGGUUUCCCGCCCCGUCGCAGGCGGCGGCGUCGUCUUGGGGCGGCGCCGUCUCCGUGCCCUCCCGAUCCGAAGCAAUGGCUAUGCAAGCUGGGAGCUCAGCUGCUCUUUAUAGUCCACAUGUGGUUGGGGGUGCAUUUAUUAAACAAUACUACGAAACUCUAUGUAACUCACCAGAGCAUGCCCAUAGGUUCUAUGAUGAUUCAAGUAAACUUGGUAGAGCAGAUUCUGAUGGGAACAUGACAACUGUAACUACAAUGCAUGAUGUCAAUGUGCAACUUCUGUCUACAGACUUCACUGACUGUUUGAUAGAGUUAGAGACUGUAGAUUCACAGUCAUCCCACGGGGGUGGAGUGCUCAUUUUGGUUACUGGAUCCUUUACUACUCCUGAUGCUGUGAAACAAAAAUUUACACAGUCAUUCUUUCUUGCUCCACAAGGAAACGGAGGCUAUUUUGUUUUGAAUGAUAUGUUUAGAUUUGUAUCAGCAAGGCCAUCGACUGAGAUAAAUGAAGUUAUAGCUUGCCAUGAUAUUGAAAGUGCACAGAGUGCCACCUUGCCGGCUGAGCCAGAAACAGGUUCAGUUAAGGAGAGUACAGUGCCAGAUCUUCCAUCUACAGAAAACAUGCCUGUCAAUGAUGAAGUCAUAAGUCCCUCUGCAAAUGGCGAUUCUCCGGAUAAAAAUGAUGCUGGUGUUGAGACAUGCGUGAAAGAGGUUAAUGAGGGUGUAGAGAAGAUACCUGAGGCCGCUCCUACUACUGCUUCAGUUGAGAAGGAUGUUACUAAGAAGACUUAUGCAUCAAUUGUUAAGGUCAUGAGGGAGAGCACACCGUCGGCACCCGCUGCCAAACCGAAACCAAGGCCAAAGACAGCUCAAUCUGUGUCCUCGCCUCCAAAGCCUGCCCAUGCUACUAAUACUGCACUUGCAAUCGAUAAAAAUAUUUCUAAAAACAAAUCCCAUGAUGAGCCAGGGUAUUCAAUUUAUGUCAAGAAUUUGCCUUUCAACGCAACUGUUGAAAUGGUUGAACACGAGUUCAAGAAGUUUGGUGCUAUUAAACCUGGUGGUAUACAAGUCAGAAACCGCCAGCCUGAUCGGUUCUGCUUUGGCUUUGUUGAAUUUGAAUCUCAGCAUUCCAUGCAAGCAGCAAUCGAGGCAUCCCCUGUUUAUUUUGGCUUGAGAGAAUCACAUGUUGAGGAGAAAAGAACCACAACACGAGUUGUCAAUGGUGUCAUCACCCGUGGCAAUGACAAUGGCAAUGCUGGUGGCAGUAGGUUCCAGUCAGGCAGAGGUGGUUACCAUGGGGACAAUUUCAUUGGACAGGGAACGGGCUUUGUGAACAAUGGUAACUACCAUGAUGGCAAUAACAAGAGGAAUGACUACAGAAAUCAGAACGAGUAUCCUGGCCUUGGUCGAGGACCGCAAGGGAAUGGUUACCCUCAGGACAGGAACGGCUACCAUCAGGACAGGAACGGCUACCGUCAGAAUGGUAACGGCUACCCCCAGAAUGGGAAUGGUUAUCAACAGCGACGCCCCUCCCACAAUGGGAACGGGAAUGGUCCCAACCAAACAAAGGCUGCAGCAUAGAGUUGUCAUUUUGUAAUCCGUCAAAGUAGGUUUAGAGUCAAAUUUCUCCUCGGGCUUUAUUUUCAACCUGCUCCUAGGAACUAGGAAUUUUGCGUGAUGAUCAGUACUCUUUUCUGUCCGAGUUAGGUGUGGCUCGUUUAUCAUUUGGUGCCAUUUUCUGUCUUAUCUGCAAGUUCCCGCUCCCAUCAAAAGGAAUAUUGUUGAGAGCAAGUUAGCAACUAUAA